Molecule: messenger RNA, 1672 nt
Organism: Pipistrellus nathusii (Nathusius's pipistrelle)
Lineage: Eukaryota; Metazoa; Chordata; Mammalia; Chiroptera; Vespertilionidae
Source: the annotation of a GenBank genome assembly
AUGGGCCGGUCCCGGCCGGGCGAGCGCGGGGCCCCGGGGCCCGGCCCCGCCGCGCCCCCCGCGCCCCCCGCGCCCCCGCCGCGCCGCGCCCCCCGCGCCCUGGCGCUGCUCGGGGCCCUGCUCGCCGCCGCCGCCGCCGCCGCCGCCGCCCGGGCCCUGGCCCGCUACUCCGAGGCCCAGGCGGCCGCGCGGCAGGAGGCGGCGCUGCAGGCCCUGGGGGCGGAGGGCCUCUUCCUCUUCUCCUCGCUGGACGCCGACGGGGACCUGCGCCUCAGCCCCGAGGAGUUCCGGCCCGUCGCCGAGAAGCUGACAGGGUCCACGCCCACCGCCAGCUACGAGGAGGAGGAGCUGGCCCUCGACCCCAGCGAGGAGACUCUCACCAUAGAAGCCCGGUUCCAGCCUCUGCUCCCCGAGUCCAUGACCAAGAGCAAAGACGGGUUCCUGGGGGUCUCCCGCCUGGCCCUGUCCGGCCUCCGCAACUGGACGGCCGCCGCCUCGCCGCGGGCACAGUUCGCCGCCCGCCACUUCCGGGCCUUCCUGCCGCCGCGCGGCCAGGCGCUGGGCGAGCCCUGGUGGCUCAUCCCCAGCGAGCUGAGCGUCCUCACCGGCUACCUGUCCAACAACCGCUUCUACCCGCCGCCGCCCAAGGGCAAGGAGGUCAUCAUCCACCGGCUCCUGAGCAUGUUCCACCCGCGGCCCUUCGUGAAGACCCGCUUCGCCCCGCAGGGGGCCGUGGCCUGCCUCGCGGCCGUCAGCGACUUCUACCUCACCGUGGUGUUCCGGAUCCACGCCGAGUUCCAGCUCAGUGAGCCGCCCGACUUCCCCUUCUGGUUCUCGCCCGGCCAGUUCACCGGCCACAUCGUCCUCUCCAAAGAUGCCACCCACGUCCGCGACUUCCGGCUCUUCGUGCCCAACCACAGGUCUCUGAACGUGGACAUGGAGUGGCUGUACGGGGCCAGUGAGAACAGCAACAUGGAGGUGGACAUCGGCUACAUUCCCCAGAUGGAGCUGGAGGCCACGGGCCCCUCAAUACCCUCUGUGAUCAUGGAUGAGGACGGCAACGUGAUUGACAGCCGCCUGCCCUCAGGGGAGCCCCUGCAGUUUGUCUUUGAGGAGAUCAGGUGGCAGCAGGAGCUGAGCUGGGAGGAAGCUGCCCAGCGCCUGGAGGUGGCCAUGUACCCCUUCAAGAAGGUCACCUACCUGCCGUUCACCGAGGCCUUCGACCGCGCCAAGGCCCAGAACAAGCUGGUGCACUCGAUCCUGCUGUGGGGGGCGCUGGACGACCAGUUCGGGGCGGACUCUCCGGGAGACGGUCCUGGAAAGUUCGCCCAUCCUCGCCCUCCUCAACGAGAGCUUUGUCAGCACCUGGGCCCUGGUGAAGGAGCUGGAGGACCUGCAGAACAACCAGGAGAACCCGUCCCACAAGCAGCUGGCGGACCUGCACCUGGAGAAGUACAGCUUCCCCGUGGAGAUGAUGAUCUGUCUGCCCAACGGCACCGUGGUCCACCACAUCAACGCCAACUACUUCUUGGACAUCACCUCCAUGAAGCCCGAGGACGUGGAGAGCAGCGCCUUCAGCUUCGAGUCCACCUUCGAGGACCCGUCCACGGCCACCUACAUGCAGUUCCUGAAGGAGGGCCUGCGGCGCGGCCUGCCCCUCCUGCAGCCCUAG